AUGGCUUUAUGGAAUGUGUUUCAGAAGGCAGGAUAACUAUCAACAGUCUCUGCACAAGCUGAGUGUUAAUAUAAAGUAAAAAUAUAGCAAUAAGUCAUGACACAGCAUCAUGGAUGGAUGUUAAGGUAUGAUAUUUUAGAAUAAAAUCCAAAUAAAUGGCGAUAAACUUCAAUAACUAUGGGACUAGAAGUAUAUAAAAAGUUGAAAAAUAGCUGUGUUUACAAGAUGCACAUUAUUUUUGAUAGGGUGUUGGUUAUUUAUUUUGUUUAUAUGCAAAACAAAGGUUUGAUUGGUUAGAUUAUCACGAUCCCAAAUUUGAAUAAAAGACUUAUGGUGAUUUAGAAGAAGGAGGUGAUGAUGAUUGAGAAUUAAUGA
Molecule: messenger RNA, 375 nt
Organism: Paramecium tetraurelia
Lineage: Eukaryota; Ciliophora; Oligohymenophorea; Peniculida; Parameciidae
Exons: 3
Source: RefSeq, a predicted model, not a curated record